AUGACGAAGGCGCCGUCCUUCGUACGACCGGAAGAGGUCCUUGAGGAUGUUCAGGAUAUUCUAGGCGAGCGCGGCGACAAUGGCGAUCACAACGAUGUUAAAGUGGCAUUGGAGCGUCGAAUCCGCCUGAAGGUCGACUUGCGACUUUGCAGCAUUGCGGGGAUUCUCUGUUCGCUAAAUCUUUUAGAUAGCGGCGUCAUCUCCAGUGCAUCCGUCACCUCCAUGUUGUCGGACCUGGGCCUAGAUCAAGGCAAUCGAUACUCCGUCGCCAUCUUCAUAUUCACAAUCGCGUCCAUCGCGUUCCAACUGCCAUCGACCGUGGCCGUUCGUACCUUUGGACCGCGCAUCUGGUUCUCGGCCAUCACCAUCUCAUUUGGCAUCAUCACGCUCUGCACUGCCUUCGUGCGGACGUGGAGACAGAUGAUCGCCCUCCGCAUCCUUCUCGGCAUCUCCAUGGCAGGCGUAUAUCCAGGCCUGACUUAUCUUAUCUCCACGUGGUACACCCGCAAGGAGCAGCAACUUCGAUUCGCCCUGCUACAGAGUGGGGAGGUCAUAGUCCUCGCGACUGGGGGCAUUGUCAACUUUGGUCUCAACCAGCUCGAUGGCUACAACGGCCUGCGAGGGUGGCAAUGGAUGUUCGUAGUCCAAGGCGGCGUCGCCGCCUUCAUUGGCAUAAUCACGUAUUGGUGGAUGGUGGACUUCCCCGAGAAUGCCCACGAGAGCUUCCUGUUCCUGUCCCCCGAGGAGAGCAGGAUGGCAGCCACGCGGAUCGAAAAGGAUCGUGGCGAUGUCGAACCAUCGUCUUUCAGUUGGCCCGCGAUCCUGCGGCACGCCAAAGAUCCCAAGGUCUACGGUUUCUGCACAAUGUACUUCCUUCAAAAUCUCGUCUCAACCAGUCUGUCUUAUUUCCUCCCCAUCAUCCUCCAAGGGGGUAUGCGCUUCUCGCCCGAUAAGUCCAUCCUUCUCUCCACGCCGCCGUACUACUACGCCGUCGUGCCUGCUAUCCUAUCCUCGUUGAUUGGCGACCAUCUCCAGUUGCGCGGUCCCAUCAUCGUUUUCAAUUGCGCCACCCUCAUCGUCGGCUUCUGCAUGCUCGGGUUCGCCGAUCAAGUCAGCGUCCGAUACAUCGGUACUUUCCUGGCUACGGGCGCCUACGUCGCCAACUGGGCAGCGUUGGCAACCUAUCAAGCCAACAACAUCGUUGGCCAGUGGAAGAGGGUCUUUGUUGCUGCCGCAGUGACUGCAUGUAAUGGAGCCGGAGGCAUUGCCGGCAGCUUCAUCGUGAGGAGGCAGGAAGCGCCCAAGUAUCUAACGGCUGUUUGGAUAAGCAUUGGCUCGCACAUUUUGAUCGUAGCCUGUGUCGCCGCGUUCUCACUGCAUUUCUAUGCUGCCAAUCAGUUACAGAAGCAAGGCAAGAAGAUGAUUGAAGGCACGGAGGGAUUUCGUUUCACAUACUAG
Molecule: messenger RNA, 1458 nt
Organism: Aaosphaeria arxii CBS 175.79
Lineage: Eukaryota; Fungi; Ascomycota; Dothideomycetes; Pleosporales
Product: MFS general substrate transporter
Exons: 1
Coding region: 1-1458 (485 amino acids)
Biological process (GO): transmembrane transport
Cellular component (GO): membrane
Molecular function (GO): transmembrane transporter activity
Source: RefSeq, a predicted model, not a curated record